Hyphopichia burtonii NRRL Y-1933 is the source of this 2586-nucleotide messenger RNA. RefSeq names its product SNARE-binding exocyst subunit (gene SEC6). Gene Ontology annotation, cellular component: exocyst. The record is from RefSeq and is a predicted model, not a curated record. Bases 37 to 2565 code for a protein of 842 amino acids. NCBI's taxonomy places the organism in Eukaryota, Fungi, Ascomycota, Pichiomycetes, Serinales, Debaryomycetaceae. The transcript has a single exon. Gene Ontology annotation, biological process: exocytosis; exocyst localization. Gene Ontology annotation, molecular function: SNARE binding.
UAUCCAUAUUCAGCCAACUAUCAAGAUCCAAUAAAGAUGAGUGAGGGUGCUUUACUCCGGGUGUCCAACUUUAUAAAGGUUGAGGAUGAUUUAGAGAAAAUACUGGAAUUGAAGCAGCAAUUUUUGAAAGAGAAAAGCACCAUUGACACCAAGUUAACUAGUACCAUGAAGACCCAAACAGAUUCAGUGUUUAUGAAUAUGAAUAAAUUGAAAACUUCAGCGGAUAAGCUCGGUUUGAUCAAAUCGAAUUUGGGUAAGAUCAACGAAAUAUAUGAUGCUUCUAUUACUGAUAUCAAAGACUAUGAUACUAUUAAAAAGAUGACAGCUGUGAACCAAUUCUUACUUCAAGUUGAAAACUUGUCUCGUGAUGUUUCAAAAUUCAAGCAGUACAUAGCGUAUAUCAAUCAAUUAAUCCAAGAAGAGUUUGAAAUAAUUAGUGAGGAUAUUGCUUAUCCGAUGGAGAAUCUCCUCAAGAUUCAUUUCAAUUUAACCCAAGCAAGAAAUCUUCAAGACUACCUUGAAAAGGAGUCCACUAACUUAUCGGAUGAUCUCAAGUCUAUUGUACAGAAAAUUGUUGCUCCAAUGAAGGCAACCGUAAGAAAAUUUGACGAAUUGUUACGAGAGGUUAUUAUAAGUAUGACUGAGUCACUAAAAGAUGGAAAUUCAGAGUUAGUUUUUAAAUUAAUCAAGGUUAUUGAAUUCGAAGCAAAUGAGGAUUUGAAGUUUCAAUUAAUGGAAAACUUAGAUUUGAACAAAUCAAAAGAUAUCAAUAGUAUAAAUUACUCUACAUACAGAGGUUCAAGAAGACAUUACAAGAAAUUUUUCUUUGAUAAGUUGGAAGAAAGUCUUGCCGAUACUUUUAAUAAAUGUGUUGAGCAUUUCCAGGAUGACAAAAUGCAAGUUUAUGAUAACUUGAAUUGGCUUGAAGAUGAACUUGUAUUUGUUGUUGACCGUUUAGCUCCAAUUUUUCCUAUUAGAUGGCAAAUAAGUAAUUUCAUUCAAAACGUUUAUUACAAUAAGCUACAUAAAUUUACAAUGGAAGUUAUAAAUUCUGAUCCGCCAGCUGAAGAUUUAAUGAAAAUCUUAUCUUAUGAUUCUCAUUACAGUAAUUUCAUCACAGCAUUACAUACCUCGCCAGAAGAAGAAGGUGGCUCUAAUAGAAAGUCUAUAAUCAAAAAAGAACAAAAAUCUAUUAUUGGUGAUGAAUUGAAGAAUGUUGUGUUGGAGGAUUAUUUGAAAGUCUUUUGUGGUAAAAUGGAUGAGUGGAAUGACAAUUUGAUGAAACAAGAAACAGAAACCUUUUCCUCUAGAGAUGAUCCUCCAGAUCUUUAUAAUUACCAUCAAGUUAUUGAAGAUCAAGACGCUCAAGAGGAAAUGAUCUUAAUUGAAAUUAAUACAGAAGUUUUUGUGCUACCCGACUUCAAGACUCCUUUAAGUAUGUUAAAAGAGCAAGCAGAUGUUGCCGCUGAUUCGGGUUAUGGUAAGAUUCUUGUUGGUGUUAUUGAAAAUUGGUCGCAAUGUUAUAUAAAAAGAGCUGUAAAUUAUCAAACAAUGAUCGAAGAAGAAUUUGAUAAGUACAUGUCAGUUUACAACAAUGAGAGAUUUCUCAUCAAAGAAAGCAAAACCAAAAAUUUAUUCAGACGUCCUUCAGCUCCCCGUCCAGCAUAUGAAGAUAUUGAAAACAUGACUGAAGAGGAAUUAGCCCAAAUAUCUAAACCAUGUCUUCUCGAAUACUUGGUUGCAUUAGGUAACACUUACGAAAUCAAUACUGAUAGAUUGCAAGAUAAGUUUUUACCAACUUACAAAGGAAAAGUUCACUCUAGUUAUCAAGGCAGAAUUGAACAAGCUUUUGAAGAUACCUUAACCCCAAGUACUGAAUUAAAUGCUCAGGUUAUUCGUAUGCUUGUUGAUAUUAUCGUUAAUGAUUUAUACCCAGCCUUGUCAAAUGUCUUCACCAAAUCCUGGUAUGAUGAUGAUAAAGCCAAAAACAUGGAUGAACCAGAUAUGGCAGAUCAAAUUGUAGAAACAAUAUGUGACUAUAUGGCAGAAAUGAGAAGUUAUGCAACUUAUGAAUUAUAUUCAGUCACCUUUAAUAUAUUGAUGGACGCAGUUGUUUCCACCUAUAUUAGAAUGGGAUUUGAGAAUAUAUUACACGGAAGUGGUAAAAAGAUUGAUCCAAAAGCUGUGAAAAAAUACAAAUCAUUUAGAGAUGGAAUUGAAAGAGACAUUGCCAAAUUUUAUACUGCUUUAGAACCAUUGGUUACUAGAAAGGAUGGUUACUAUUUGGUGACUAGUUUAAGAGCAAUUGAACUUCUUGGUGAAUUUGCAACUUGUGAUGAUCCAGCUGAAAUUGCACCGGAGAUCUGGGAGCAUGAAAUCUUGGAAAAUUUUUACUACUGUACUACAGAUUACGUUAAGGGUAUUUUAUUAUGUCGUAAGGAUAUGGAUAACAAACAAGUUAAUAUGAUUGUUUCCCAUUUAAGUGAACGUCAAAAAGAAUAUCAUGCAAAUGUCGAGCCUCCUGCUAUGCCAAUAAGUACUUUGAAUAAUUUUUUCUACAAUUAGAAGAAAUAGUUUGUGAAUGAU